GGGACUGGGCCGGGCCAGGUUCUCUGCUGUCCCGGGUCCUGGAGCGCUCUCGCGGAGCGGGUCUCUUUCCCGACCCUCAGGUUCCUCCUUGACCCACCAGGCUAGACUCCGCAGGCUUGGCGACUGUGGUCUGGCCUUGCUUCAAGCACUGCGCUCUGAGCCAGGCGGCUACGUGGUCCCUGUCGGGCUGAGCUCCUCACUACCCCAGGACUGCGUCCCUGGAGAUUCCAAGGGCGAGGGCUCUGCAUUCACUCCUACCUGAGUGGCCUCUGUUGGUGCUUCCACAGGACCAUGGUGCAGAAGUACCAGUCUCCUGUUCGCAUCUACAAGUACCCAUUUGAGCUGGUCAUGGCGGCCUACGAGAAGCGCUUCCCCACCUGCCCACAGAUCCCUGUCUUCCUGGGCAGCGAGAUCCUGUGCGAGUCCCGUAGCGAGGAUGGCGCGGUGCACGUGGUGGAGCGUAGCUGCCGGCUACGCGUGGAAGCCCCGCGGCUGCUGCGGAAGAUCGCUGGUGUGGAGCACGUGGUUUUCGUGCAGAAAAACGUCUUGAACUGGAAAGAGAGGACCCUCCACAUCGAAGCGCACAAUGAGACUUUCGCUAGCCGCGUGGUGGUCCAUGAGAACUGCAGCUACACGGUCCACCCCGAGAAUGAAGAGUGGACUUGCUUUGAGCAAUCUGCCUCACUUGACAUUCGGUCCUUCUUUGGCUUUGAAAGUGCCUUGGAAAAGAUUGCAAUGAAGCAGUACACAGCCAACGUCAAGAGGGGGAAGGAGGUGAUUGAGCAUUACCUGAACGAGCUCAUCUCUCAGGGCACCUCUCACAUUCCCCGGUGGACGCCUGCCCCAGUCCGAGAGGAGGACGCCCGCUCCCAGCCUGGGCUGGGAGAUCCCAGCUCCCUGGAGGCGGAUGGGCCCAGAAGCACCCAGGGCGCCGAUUCAGAGAUGGUGGGUUCUGACGGGGACAAGCUGGAUGUAGACUACAUUGAAAGGUGCCUGGGCCACCUCACGCCCAUGCAGGAGAGCUGCCUGAUUCAGCUUCGGCACUGGCUGCAGGAGACGCACAAAGGCAAGAUUCCCAAAGACCAGCACAUCCUUCGGUUCCUGCGGGCUCGUGACUUCCACCUAGACAAGGCCCGGGAGAUGCUGUGCCAGUCCUUGAGCUGGCGAAAGCAGCACCAGGUGGACCUCCUCCUUCAGACCUGGCACCCCCCUGCCCUCCUGGAGGAGUUCUAUGCGGGGGGCUGGCACUACCAGGACACAGACGGCCGCCCGCUGUACAUCCUGCGACUGGGACACAUGGACACCAAAGGCUUGAUGAAGGCUGUGGGGGAGGAGGCGCUGCUGCAGCACGUUCUUUCCGUCAACGAGGAAGGACAGAAGAGGUGUGAAGGGAACACCAAGCAGUUUGGCCGUCCCAUCAGCUCCUGGACCUGCCUGGUGGACCUGGAAGGGCUCAACAUGCGGCACCUGUGGCGGCCAGGGGUGAAGGCCUUCCUGCGGAUAAUUGAGGUGGUGGAGGACAACUACCCAGAGACCCUGGGGCGGCUGCUCAUUGUGCGCGCCCCCCGCGUCUUCCCUGUGCUCUGGACGCUGAUCAGCCCCUUCAUCAACGAGAACACCAGGCAGAAGUUCCUCAUCUACAGCGGCAGCAACUACCAGGGCCCUGGAGGCCUCGUCGACUACCUGGACAGAGAAGUGAUCCCCGACUUCCUCGGGGGAGAGUGUGUGUGUAAUGUCCCUGAAGGAGGGCUGGUCCCCAAGUCCCUCUAUCUGACAGAUGAGGAACAGGAGCACGCAGAUCAGCUGCACCAGUGGAGAGAGACCUACCAGUCGGCCAGCGUGCUCCGCGGGGCCCCCCAUGAGGUUGCUGUGGAGAUUCUGGAGGGGGACUCAGUUAUCACCUGGGAUUUUGACAUCCUACGGGGAGACGUGGUGUUCAGCCUGUACUACACCAAGCAGUCACCCAAGCUGGGCCCCUGGGAGCCUGCGGCCAGGGCCAGUGGGCAGCUGAUGGACAAAGCCUGGACCCUGGGUGCAGAUUACAGCCGUGUGGAGGCCCCCCUCAUCUGCCGGGAAGGGGAGAGCAUACAGGGCUCCCAUGUGACCCGGUGGCCUGGCAUCUACCUGCUCCAGUGGCAAAUGCAUACGCCCCCUGGCAAUGUGGUGGAGGACGUCCUGACGGCCCUACACAGCCCUGGCACCAGGUGCAAACUCCUCUACUACUACGAGGUGCUGGCUUCUGAGGACUUCAGGGGCUCCAUGUCCAGCCUGGAAUCCUGCACCAGCCAUUUCUCCCAGCUCAGUGCUGCUACCUCCUCCUCUGGCCAGUCCCACAGCAGCUCCCUGGUCUCCAGAUAGCCAGACUGAGCACUGCGGGGAAGCCCACUCACCUACCAUGUCCUCAGGUGUCUACAACCAGAAGCCAGCCUGCUGCAUGACCAGAGCCCAUGGGGGCUGCUGCCCUGGUCUGGAUGCUGCCAAAGCUGGGAUGUCUGCUACCGACAGCAAAGAUUCAGCUCGUGGCCUGUGCGUGGUGGGAGCCCCUAAGUCAGAUCCAUCUCCUUUGGACUUUGUGUAACAAAAAGCCAAGGAGUUGGUGGACCACCUUCAGAUCUGCCUGGUCUGGGGGUUCAGGGAUAUCAUGAGGCUCAGCCCCCUCCUUUACUUCUGCCUCUGCUUUCCCCAGGAUGGCCUCCUUCUCAGGUGCCUUUCCCAUUGCCAUGAAGCUCCUUCCCUCUUUCCACCCAGCUCAGCUCCAGAAGACAACUUCCUUCUCCCAAAGUUCUUCCAAACUCCCAGAAUUGAGUCUAAUCAGCCUGCCUGGGUCCCAUCCUGGUCCCGGAACCAAUCACAGUUGCCCAGGAAAUGGAGAACACUGAUUGGCUAGCAGGGUCUUAAAUCCAAUCUGGAUUAAUUACUGUGUGGGAGGGGGGUGCAAUGUUGUCCAGCAUGGACCACAUGCUUGUCCCUGGAGCCAACCACAUGGCCUAAAAAGCACAAGGGGCCUCUAGGAAUAUUAGGGUCCCCCAGGGAGAAGGAGGAAAGAAUACUGGGCAAGCAGAAGUGACAAAUGUUCAUCAUAGCAUCUGAUUCCAUGCUUUGCUUUAUGUCCCAAGAUGGGUACUGUGGGCAGUUAUGUGAGUUACAGACUUUGCUUUUUGUGGGAAGCAGCCCGCCCUGGACUUGAAAUCCAUUUUCCUAGAGCUCAGCUGGAAAGGCCUAACCCUGACCAUCCUUAACUUGAAGAGGUGGGAAGGCACCGGAUUUCUGCCGAGUUUCAGGCAGUGAUGAAGUGGCUCCAGCUGUUUUUACACUCCUCUGGGGCUCCCUUUCUGUCCUGGGUGCUCUUUAAUUAUGACUUUUUUAGUUGUAAGUUAUAGAGAUCCACAUAAAAAGCGUCCAGGAGGGCUUGCUUCACAUCUAGCUGGACCCAGGGUCUCAACCUGCCAUCAGGACCCCCUGUGGGGUGGAGGCUACAACUUUGGUGAGUCUACCCUGGGUUUCCUGUGACCUCUGGAAGCAGCUCCAGUAUUGACAACCUUUCCCUGAUUUCCUGUGUGGGAGAGUCUUGUGUGUCCUUGGGGCCUGAAGACAUUUCUCUUUUCCUUUCCUGGGCCUCCCCAAAAGACAGCAGGUCAGAGGUCACUAAGUGGCAGCCUGCUGCCUGAUCUGGCCUGCCUUUAGUGUUUUUAUUUUUUGCCUAUAGAGCGAUUUAAAAAUUGGGGCAUUUCAUCCAGAAAUCAAGAUUGCUGGCUUCCCUUGGGCAUUUGGGAGUGUUGGCAAAAUAGGCCACUAUCGUCACAGAAAGGCAACAAACAUAGUUUUACCCUGGAUGGGGCCAUGCCAGGCCCCACCACUCUCUACAGACCCACCCCUAGCCCACACCACUCACUUGCCUUGUCUGCCUGGGACAGACCUCACUGAAAUGGCUUAGCAGGCAGCCUGGGCUCCAGUCUGGGGCCUAGAGGACCAGCAAUGCUUUUAUCUUGUAACCUUGCUUACAGUUGGAGAUGGUCUCUGGCCAACAUCCAGAGUCACGGGACCUUGCCCAAUAGGUGUAUUUAUAAUCCUGGGGAUCCUUGCUUCCCUGCAGGCUUGGCAUGAUGGGGCAGGAAGAGCAAGGUUACUUCCACACCAACCUCAACCCCAAACCUGGAGCUGAGAGGAAGGAGACAUCCUUCUUCCUGCACAAGGGAGCCUUGUCCACCUCUGUAGUUUUCCACUUGCUUCUCAGGUAUAGGAACAAAAUCCAGAACUGCAUUCUGCAUCAAGGUGUGUGUGUGUGCACAUGUGAGGGAGAGAGAGGGAGGGAGAUUGGAGACGUUCUCAAAAGGAAUUGCUCCCAUGUGACCAGCCAUUUAUCACUGAGAGCAAUUUGCAAUACUGUCAACUACCUUUCUGUGAAUUUCUAGCUUGCCUCUAAAAAUUAUGUGUUAUCCUAGAAGCAUUUUGGGGUAAGCUGCCCUAGCACUUCCUACACGCUUACUGUCUAAGACUAGUACCCAGUGAAGGAGGGAGAAGCCUUUCCUUGACUUGGGGUUAGAAGUGGCUUCUGACAACUGGAAUCUGGGUCUGCCGAUCCCAGAGACAAGGGCCUGCCAUCAGCAGUCCGGCUUUUACAGGAGGAACAAGGGGCCUCGGGCCCAGUCAGACCUCCCCUUCAGAGCUCCCCUGCUCUCUCAGCUUCACCCAGGUCCCUUGGUUCCACAUCUCUUUGGACACCAGCCUCAUCCUCUCUUCUAUCUGAUGGGAAGGGCUACCAGCAACCCCUGGUCUACAACCACAUGGCUUGCCAUCACUAAAGAUGAGAGAGGUGCUCUUUCCAUUUCAUAUUCUAUAGACAGCCUGGACUGGCCCUGCACGAGUUACAUGCUCACCCCUGUGGAUGUACUGGCUAAGGGGGUGUAGGCUCUGUGAUUGACAUUCCCUCCAGGCAUGACAGUGGGGUGGGGGAGGACCAGUCACCAAGGACAAGGGGAGCUGGGCCAGAGAAGCAGCAGAUGGCCAUGGUGGUGUCUACCACGGUUCUCCUGAACUGCAGGUCUCUAGGGCUCAUGCUGGAACGUAUCAACCAAUAUGCCAUCUUCUUACCUUUGAGAGGCUAGGAAUUAAAAAUCCAAGGAAGGGCUGCUAAGCUCUUGAUAUUUAAAUUUCUCUGGACCCCAGGGCUGGAAGCUCGUUGGCUUGGCUUUUUUCUC
Messenger RNA from Phyllostomus discolor (pale spear-nosed bat), 5198 nucleotides. RefSeq names its product SEC14 like lipid binding 5 (gene SEC14L5). Lineage: Eukaryota; Metazoa; Chordata; Mammalia; Chiroptera; Phyllostomidae. The transcript has 16 exons. The record is from RefSeq and is a predicted model, not a curated record. Bases 292 to 2358 code for a protein of 688 amino acids. Gene Ontology annotation, cellular component: cytoplasm.